Molecule: messenger RNA, 225 nt
Organism: Penicillium malachiteum
Lineage: Eukaryota; Fungi; Ascomycota; Eurotiomycetes; Eurotiales; Aspergillaceae
Exons: 2
Coding region: 1-225 (74 amino acids)
Source: RefSeq, a predicted model, not a curated record
AUGUAUCUUGAUACGGUAUUUUCGCGUCUCUGCUGCCCCUGCCCCAGCUCCCCCGUAGAUACCUGCUACGCCCAGCUUCGUCUUUACGGGGGACCAGGCUGCUUCCGCCAGAACUGGGGCGAGCUGGGAGUUUACGGCAAGUAUAUGAAUGUAUACAACAAUUUCAGCAAUUUCACUGUUCAGUCUGUGAGCUACGACUUAGCCAACAACUACACCUGUAAGUAG